Molecule: messenger RNA, 4787 nt
Organism: Lepisosteus oculatus (spotted gar)
Lineage: Eukaryota; Metazoa; Chordata; Actinopteri; Semionotiformes; Lepisosteidae
Gene: aqr
Product: aquarius intron-binding spliceosomal factor
Biological process (GO): mRNA splicing, via spliceosome
Cellular component (GO): catalytic step 2 spliceosome
Molecular function (GO): mRNA binding; helicase activity
Source: RefSeq, a predicted model, not a curated record
GGGAACACAUGAAAGUGUGGCACAGGAACUUUGUCGCAGAAAGCGCGUUGAAUUUUGUUUGAUUACAUGCGUACACUAAGGCAUCACUGGUUUUGAAACGAAGAAGAAAUAAAGAAUUGAAAAGAAGAGAUCGGAAAACAUGGAGAAAGUUGCUCAAGUGAAGAAGGCUUCUGCACCUUCUGUAUCGCAAAUCAACGCUGAAUAUGUGACACAGUUGGCAAAUAAGUAUUGGGCUCCUCAUGUCAAAAAGAAACUGCCCUUUGAUCCAAAGGUUUUGGAAGAUGUGUAUCAGAAAGAAAUUCUGAAAUCUAAGUUUGCAAUUAGAAAAAUCAUGCUGCUGGAGUUUAGUCAGUAUCUGGAGAAUUACCUGUGGGUGAACUAUACCCCUGAGGUAUCCAGUCAUGCAUAUUUAAUGUCUAUCUGCUGUAUUGUUAAUGAAAAGUUCAGAGAAAAUGUACCAGCAUGGGAGGUUUUUAAGAAGCAGCCAGAACACUUUCCAUAUUUUUUCAAGUGUGUCUUGGAAGCAUCAUUAGCUGGGGAAGAAGGCGAUUUGUCAUUGCGACAACAGACUGUACUUCUGCUCUUUUUGGAUCACUGUUUCAACAGCCUGGAAGUAGACUUGAUCAGAGAACAGGUACAGCAGCUGAUCUCUCUUCCCAUGUGGGUUUGUCUGCUACCGUCACGACUUGAACACGAGAUGAAGAAAGCACCUAAACUGCAGAAAUUUUGGAAUCUGAUUAAGAAGAGUUAUGACAAAAUGGAUGAGAAACCCAAGGAGCAGGCUAAUAAAGAGAGAACAUUUCUGUCAUUACUUCUCAGAAAAUUCCUUGGAGUCCUGAUGUCCAUUCCUCCAUCAGGUCCUGUCUCCAUGGAAAAGGUGCAUUACUGUGAAAGGUUCAUAGAACUGAUGAUCGAUUUAGAGGCUUUGCUCCCCACUCGUCGCUGGUUUAAUACAGUUCUGGAUGAUUCCCAUCUUGUUGUCCACUGUUACCUGUCCAGUCUCUCUCGAAGAGAAAAGGAAGGGCAUCUUUUCUGUCAGCUUCUGGACAUGUUGAAGUUCUACACAGGCUUUGAAAUCAAUGACCAAACAGGGAACGCGUUAACAGAGAAUGAGAUGACAACUUUGCACUAUGACAAAAUCACAUCUCUGCAGCGGGCGGCCUUUGCUCACUUUCCAGAACUUCACGACUUUGCCUUAUCCAAUGUGGCAGCAGUGGACACUCGUGAAUCUCUCAUAAAACAAUUUGGCUAUCUGAGUCCCAACACACUCCACCGGGUGGCAUCCUACCUCUGUCUGUUGCCAGCACUCCCUGAAGGAGAGAACACAACCUAUGAAAAGGAAAUGCUCCUAGAGCUGCUGGUGUCCCGUCACGAACGAAGAAUCUCUCAGAUAGAGCAACUUAACCAGAUGCCUCUUUAUCCCACAGAGAGGAUCAUCUGGGACGAGAACAUUGUCCCCACAGAGUACUACUCUGGCGAAGGAUGUCUGGCUCUACCAAAACUGAACUUGCAGUUCCUCACUCUGCAUGAUUACCUUCUGAGGAACUUUAAUUUGUUCCGCUUGGAGUCCACUUAUGAGAUUAGACAAGACAUAGAGGAUGUGGUCAGUCGAAUGAAGCCAUGGCAAUCAGAAUAUGGAGGGGUUGUGUUUGGUGGCUGGGCGAGAAUGGCACAAACGAUCCUUGCGUUUUCCAUCGUUGAAGUGGCCAAACCUAAUAUUGGAGAGAACUGGCCGGCUAGAGUCCGUGCCGAUGUCACAAUCAAUCUGAACGUUCGGGAUCAGAUAAAGAAUGAAUGGGAAGGACUGCGUAAGCAUGAUGUUUGCUUCCUGGUCACCGUUCGACCAACCAAACCUUACGGGACCCGUUUUGACCGCCGUCAGCCUUUUGUGGAUCAGACAGGCCUGGUGUAUGUCCGGGGCUGUGAGAUCCAGGGCAUGCUGGAUGAGAAGGGAAGAGUCAUCGAAGAAGGUCCUGAGCCUAAACCUAAGCUGAAAGGAGAUACCAGAACAUUCAGGGUCUGGCUCGAUCCAAACCAGUAUCAGCAAGACAUGACAAACACGAUCCAAAAUGGGACAGAAGACGUCUAUGAAACCUUCAAUAUCAUCAUGAGGAGGAAGCCCAAAGAGAACAACUUCAAGGCAGUCCUAGAGACCAUCAGGAAUUUGAUGAACACAGACUGCGUGGUACCUGACUGGCUACAUGACAUCAUUCUGGGAUAUGGAGACCCAGGCAGUGCUCAUUACUCGAAAAUGCCCAAUCAGAUCGCCACACUGGACUUCAAUGAUACCUUUCUGUCCAUUGAUCACCUGCGGGCCUCCUUCCCAGGAUACACAAUCAAAGUCACUGAAGAGGAUCCAUCCCUUCAGAAACCCCCCUUCAGAAUUAAGUUCCCCGUCAGCUCUCCUAAAGGUAAGAAACGAAAGGCAGACGAGAAAGAGGAGAGGAAGGAGGAAGACUACCAUUUAGUUGUCGAACCCCAUGUCAUUCUAAACAGGGGGCCGUAUCCUUACAACCAGCCCAAACGUAAUAUGAUUCAAUUUACACCUACACAAAUUGAAGCCAUACGUGCAGGCAUGCAGCCAGGCUUAACUAUGGUUGUAGGACCUCCAGGCACAGGGAAAACAGAUGUGGCUGUGCAGAUCAUCUCCAAUCUCUAUCACAAUUUCCCAGAGCAGAGAACUCUCAUAGUAACACACUCAAAUCAGGCCCUGAACCAGCUGUUUGAGAAGAUCAUGGCUCUGGAUAUUGAUGAGAGGCACCUCCUCCGUCUGGGCCAUGGAGAGGAGGAGUUGGAGACAGAGAAGGAUUUCAGCAGGUAUGGGCGCGUGAACUAUGUCCUGGCUCGGAGACUGGAGCUGCUCAGGGAGGUCGCCCGGCUGCAGGAGAGUCUUGAGGUGCCAGGGGAUGUGUCUUACACAUGUGAAACUGCUGGCCACUUCUACUUGUAUCAGGUGAUGUCUCGUUGGGAAGAGUACCUCAGCAAAGUGAAAGUGAAGCCUGGAAAGCAGAUCGAUGUUCAGGAUAUCUCCAGACAUUUCCCAUUCCACAAGUAUUUCUCCAAUGCACCUCAACCUGUUUUCAAAGGAAAAACAUAUGAAGAAGACAUGGAUAUUGCAGAGGGCUGCUUCAGACACAUAAAGAAAAUAUUCACACAGCUCGAGGAGUUCCGAGCAUUUGAGCUUCUGCGCAGUGGUUUGGACAGGUCCAAAUACCUGCUGGUGAAAGAAGCAAAAAUCAUCGCCAUGACUUGUACACACGCAGCUCUCAAGCGACAUGACCUAGUUGAACUGGGAUUUAAGUAUGAUAACAUCUUGAUGGAAGAGGCUGCUCAAAUUCUGGAGAUUGAAACCUUCAUUCCACUCUUACUGCAGAACCCAGAGGAUGGGUUCAGUAGACUGAAGCGAUGGAUAAUGAUAGGAGACCACCACCAGCUGCCACCUGUCAUUAAAAACAUGGCUUUCCAGAAGUACUCCAACAUGGAGCAGUCCCUCUUCACGCGCUUUGUGCGCCUGGGUGUGCCGACAGUGGACCUUGAUGCCCAAGGAAGAGCGAGAGCGAGUCUGUGCAACCUUUACAACUGGCGGUACAAGCAGCUGGGGAACCUGCCCCAUGUGCAGCUGCUUCCUGAAUUCCAGUCAGCCAAUGCAGGCCUGGCUUUUGAUUUCCAGCUCAUCAAUGUGGUGGAUUUCAAUGGUGUAGGAGAGUCGGAACCCAAUCCUUAUUUCUACCAGAACCUGGCUGAGGCAGAGUAUGCAGUAGCUCUGUUUAUGUACAUGCGGUUGUUGGGAUACCCAGCUGAGAAAAUCAGCAUUCUGACCACCUACAAUGGGCAGAAACACCUCAUCCGGGAUGUGGUCAACCAGCGAUGUGGAAACAAUCCAUUCAUUGGACAUCCAAGUAAAGUGACAACAGUUGACAGAUUCCAGGGUCAGCAGAAUGAUUACAUCAUCCUCUCACUGGUCCGAACCAAAGCUGUGGGACAUCUUAGAGACGUACGGCGAUUGGUGGUGGCCAUGUCCAGAGCCAGACUGGGCUUGUACAUCUUUGCGCGUGUAUCCUUGUUCCAGAACUGCUUUGAGCUGACUCCUGCCUUUAACCAGCUUACAGCACGGCCUCUCCAGCUGCACAUAGUGCCCGAUGAGUACUACCCCACCAGCAGAUUGAAUGGGAGCCGACCUGUCCAUCCUGUGCAGGUUAUCAAAAACAUGCCUGAGAUGGCCAAUUUUGUGUAUAAUAUGUACAUGCACAUGAUCCAGCACACUCAUCAGUACCAACAGAACCAGCAGCAGCUAUUGCCUCCCCCGCGCCAAAUGGAAGAAGAGGCAGCCGCUGAGGCCCCCUCUGAGGCUCAGGAAGAGGAGACGGAGAUGGCCCAGGAGCCCAGGGCAGGAGAAGAACCUGAGGAGAAGCCGGAGGAGGUUGAGACGAAAGAGGAGGAGGAGCACAACAAAAUGCCGGAGCAUCCCGGCAGAGAUAGUGACAGUGAGGACAGCGGAGCGGAAGAGGCCCCGUAGAGCCUAUCCUUCCUCUGUUCCUCAGUUUGUGACCCCGCAGAAGAGCGGUCAACAGGACAAAUAAACCUGCUGUUAUAUCUGCCAGUGACUGGACAGAGUCGGUCUCACUGUGAGAACCACAAGACUUGUCACAGCUGAAUUUUGUUCAUAUUUCCAUGCAGCCCUGGUGACAGAAAAGCCACAAGCUGGUUGUCUCAGUUGUUUAAUUAAUUUUAAUGAACAGUUUAAUUUUUUCAUCUCUGUUUGCUUUUUUAAGUAAAAGGUGUAAAGA